This is a messenger RNA of Lachancea sp. 'fantastica', 1086 nucleotides long. The record is from the annotation of a GenBank genome assembly. NCBI's taxonomy places the organism in Eukaryota, Fungi, Ascomycota, Saccharomycetes, Saccharomycetales, Saccharomycetaceae.
AUGGAGAUAGACAACGACGUGGCAAUGCAGGACGCAACCGAAGAGCCUCUGGAUCCUACGCUCGACGAAGAUGAGGCCACCUCGAGAGAUGGGGGUGGUUCCAAGAAUGACGAGGGGCUUGAUUCCUCAGCGGGCCAUAGAUCGUCAAAGCCUCUGCAACUGGACUCAGGCAAUAUAGGGCAAUUGGACAAAUGGAUUGAGCAUCUAAGUCAGUGUCAGGUAUUGUCCGAGGAGGACGUGGGAAGACUGUGCAAGAUGGCUGUGGAUGUUUUGCAGUUCGAGGAAAACGUACAGCCGGUAAACGUGCCUGUUACGAUCUGCGGUGACGUGCAUGGCCAAUUCCACGAUUUGAUGGAACUAUUCAAAAUCGGAGGACCGUGUCCAGAUACCAACUAUCUGUUCAUGGGUGACUACGUUGAUAGAGGCUACUACUCGGUUGAAACCGUGUCAUAUCUAGUUGCAAUGAAAGUGCGGUAUCCAAAGAGAAUCACCAUUCUAAGAGGUAACCACGAAUCAAGACAGAUCACACAGGUGUAUGGAUUCUACGACGAAUGCUUGCGUAAGUACGGUAGCGCCAGCGUCUGGAAGAUGUUCACGGACCUGUUUGAUUAUUUCCCCAUAACUGCAUUAGUGGACAACAAAGUGUUCUGCUUGCACGGCGGUCUGUCGCCGAUGAUCGAGACCGUGGACCAAGUUCGCGAACUGAAUAGAAUACAGGAAGUACCACACGAGGGCCCCAUGUGCGAUCUACUAUGGUCUGAUCCUGACGACAGAGGUGGAUGGGGCAUCAGUCCAAGAGGAGCAGGUUUCACUUUUGGCCAAGAUAUCAGCGAGCAAUUCAAUCACACGAACGAUUUGUCGCUCAUCGCAAGAGCUCAUCAACUGGUAAUGGAAGGGUACGCGUGGUCCCAUCAGCAAAGCGUUGUCACCAUUUUCAGCGCGCCCAAUUACUGCUACAGAUGCGGCAACCAAGCCGCCAUUAUGGAGUUUGACGAAAAUCACAAUCGCCAGUUCCUACAAUAUGACCCGUCGAUGAGGCCUGGAGAGCCUACGGUAAGUAGGAAGACGCCAGACUACUUUUUAUGA